CCCGUGUUUCUUCCUUUCUUGUUCUCUAAAGCAGCCGAAGGUGCCCUGUUCUUCCUCCGUCUUGCCCACUUUCUUCCAAAGCAGAUCGGAAACAUAAAAGCCUCUCAGUCACCGGCCUUCUUUCUCCCUAACAACUUCCAAGUAGAAAACCCAUUUCCCCUGUCUUCCUUUCUUUCUUUGUCUCUGAAGCAGCCGACCUCCCUUCUUGCCCACCUUCUUCCAAAGCAAAUCAGACAUACCAAAGCAUCUCAGUCACCGACCGUCUUUCUCCCUAACUACUUCAAAGCAGAAAAGUCCAUUUCCCCUCACCAGAAAAUCCCCACCAAAAUCCCAUUUCUCCUCCUUCUGUGAGUAUCCUUCCUUUUCUCUGAUUUUUUUUUCCUUUUUUGGUGUUUCUGCUACCAAUUUGGUGGUGAUGAAUGAUGAUGGUUGGUUGGUACUAUCUGGGCGACGCAACAAAGCAGGGCAUGGGUCGGUGAAGCCAAACGAAGCAGCAAUACCAGAGGGGAGUGAAGCGGAGGGUGUUCCGGCCACGGGACUUUGGAUUCUCAAAGCAUUGUGCCAUUCCAUUGUCUUCAAUUUCCAGCGAGAAACAGGACUCGGGUGGAAUCAUGAAAAAGGCACAAUUGAUGCUACUCCUCAACGAUGGGCUGAAUUGAAAGCGCAAAUGUUUGACAAAAUAGUAGUCACCGGUGAAACUGCAUGGACUCUAGUUGCUGUGCCUAUUCCUCCAGUACAACAGAAUGUGGGGUUUGAAGAUGCUGUUGAUUUGGAAGAAGGAAGUGGUGAUUUUGAUGAGGUGAAUGUCAUCCCAACACAAACUGGUGGAAGCAGUGAAAAAAGGAAGAAAAACACAAUUGGUCCUUCACUUACUGGCAAACGGAAGAAAGUGAAAGUAGGGGGUGCAACAUACAUGCAGAAACAAUUGAAUCGUCUUUGUGAUGCAGUUGAAAGUUAUACCACAACUACUUUGAGUGAUUCAUCAAAGAAAAAUUAUGAAACAUAUCCUGAUACCUCUGAAGAAUGUAUGGAGAUGUUGUUAACUUUACCUGGAGUUGAAGAUGGUAAUGAGCUUUUUAUGUUAGCAAGAGUUGGAAAGGGACAAGAUAAGGUCAGAGAUGGAGAGGGAGAGAUUCGGUGGUAGA
This is a messenger RNA of Rubroshorea leprosula, 1145 nucleotides long. The record is from the annotation of a GenBank genome assembly. NCBI's taxonomy places the organism in Eukaryota, Viridiplantae, Streptophyta, Magnoliopsida, Malvales, Dipterocarpaceae.